CCGGGCUGUAGAGCGGUUUUUGUGGAGUCUCGGCCGGGCGUGCGGCCCGGAGCGGUGGCGGGUCCUGGAUCCCGGAACCCGGCUCACCGCACCCUCUUCCCGCAGCCCCGCCGGCCCCACCAUGGUCUCCAAGUCCGACCAGCUGCUCGUCGUCGUGUCCAUCCUGGAAGGUCGCCAUUUCCCUAAACGUCCAAAGCACAUGCUUAUAGUAGAAGCAAAGUUCGAUGGAGAACAGUUGGCUACUGAUCCCGUGGACCAUACUAACCAGCCAGAAUUUGCGACCGAGUUAGCCUGGGAAAUUGAUAGGAAAGCACUGCAUCAGCACAGACUACAGCGUACUCCUAUCAAACUCCAGUGUUUUGCCUUGGAUCCUGUAUCUUCAGCCAAGGAAACUGUAGGUUAUAUUGUUCUGGACUUGAGAACUGCCCAAGAAACAAAGCAGGCACCAAAGUGGCACCAGUUGCUGAGUAAUAAAUACACCAAGUUCAAGUCUGAGAUACAAAUAAGCAUCACUUUGGAAACAGAUACAAAGGCACCAGUGGAUAGUUUUAAAGCGAAGGGAGCCCCACCUCGAGAUGGAAAAGUGCCUGCCAGCCUUCCUGGACUUGACCCAAAGGACCUUGUAGCAGUGCUGAAUGAGGAAGGAGGCUACCAUCAGAUUGGACCAGCAGAGUAUUGUACUGAUGCCUUCAUUAUGUCAGUGACCAUAGCGUUUGCCACCCAGUUGGAGCAGUUAAUUCCGUGUACCAUGAAACUUCCAGAAAGACAGCCUGAGUUUUUCUUUUACUAUUCUUUACUGGGAAAUGAUGUUACAAAUGAACCCUUCAAUGAUUUAAUCAACCCAAACUUUGAGCCAGAGAGAGCAUCUGUUCGCAUACGUAGCAGUGUAGAAAUUCUUCGUGUAUACCUGGCUCUUCAGCCUAAACUACAGAUCCAUCUGUGCUGUGGAGACCAGUCACUUGGAAGUACAGAAAUACCAUUACAUGGACUACUGAAAAGGGGCAGUACAGAAAUCAACCAGCACCCGGUCACAGUUGAGGGUGCUUUUAUCCUUGACCCUCCAAACCGAGCCAAACAAAAGCUUGCACCUGUUCCUCUAGAGCUGGCCCCAACUGUGGGAGUGUCUGUGGCUCUGCAGAGAGAAGGCAUCAACUGCCAGUCUUUAGUUGAAUUAAAGACCCAGAAUGGACAUGAGCCAGAGCUUUCAAAGAAGAGAGUUUUAUCUCCCGUAAAAGAGAAGACGCUUACUGGUCCCAAAUCACCGAGCAUAUCCCCAGCUGCACCUCCCAACCAGACACCACCAGCCAAAGACGAUGCCACAGAAAGUGAGGUAGAAAGCUUGCAGUAUGAUAAAGAUUUAAAAACACAUGUAAAGGGCACUAGUUCUUCUGUACCUGCUUCACUGGCCCAGCCGGUUGCUGCGUCCAAAGCUUCAGAAACAGCUUCAGCACAGAAGAUUGCUGUUCCUGCAACAUCGCAUCACUUUUGCUUUUCAAUAGAUUUAAGGAGUAUCCAUGGCUUGGAGCUUAGUUUUCCGGUUAACUGUAUAUUAAGGUAUUCAUAUCCAUUUUUUGGAAGUGCAGCUCCUAUUAUGACUAAUCCUCCUGUGGAAGUUCGGAAAAACAUGGAAGUUUUUCUCCCCCAGUCUUAUUGUGCAUUUGAUUUUGCAACUCUGCCUCAUCAGCUGCAAGAUACCUUCUUAAGGAUUCCUUUGCUGGUUGAAUUAUGGCAUAAGGACAAAAUGAGUAAAGAUUUACUCCUGGGGAUCUCAAGAAUCCAGCUUUCUAACAUCUUGUCUUCAGAAAAAACUCGCUUUUUAGGCUCUAAUGGUGAACAGUGUUGGCGUCAGACUUACAGUGAGAGUGUGCCUGUUAUAGCAGCACAAGGGUCAAAUAACAGGAUAGUAGAUCUUUCUUAUACUGUGACUCUAGAAGAUUAUGGACUAGUAAAAAUGCGUGAGAUUUUUGUCUCUGAUUCAUCUCAGGGUUUACCUGCUGUGCAGCAGAAGCCAUCAUCUCUUCCUCCGGCUCCUUGUCCUUCGGAGAUCCAAACAGAGCCUCGUGAAACACUAGAGUACAAAGCAGCACUUGAGCUGGAAAUGUGGAAGGAAAUGCAAGAAGACAUUUUUGAAAAUCAGUUAAAGCAGAAAGAACUGGCUCAUAUGCAAGCUCUGGCAGAGGAAUGGAAAAAAAGGGACCGAGAAAGAGAAUCACUAGUAAAGAAAAAGGUGGCUGAAUAUAACAUUCUGGAAGGAAAACUCCAAAAAACUUUAAUUGACUUAGAGAAACGAGAGCAGCAGCUUGCCAGUACAGAAUCAGAGCUUCAAAGAGAGAAAAAGGAAUUGCAAUCAGAACGUGAACAGAACCUGAAGGAGCUUCAGGACUCUGUCCGUCGGGUCAGAGAAGACUGUGUUCACCAAGUAGAGCUGGAAAGAUUAAAAAUCAGGCAGCUGGAAGAAGAUAAACACCGACUUCAGAAGCAGCUUCUUGAUGCUGAAAAUAAGAAUAAGACUUUGGAAAAAGAGUUCCAACAGUUCAAGGAUCAGCAGAGCAACAAACCAGAAAUCCGUCUACAAUCGGAAAUAAAUCUUCUCACCUUGGAAAAGGUUGAACUUGAAAGAAAGUUGGAAUCUGCAACUAAGUCUAAACUGCAUUACAAGCAGCAAUGGGGACGCGCUCUGAAGGAACUUGCCAGACUUAAACAGAGAGAACAAGAAAGUCAAAUGGCUCGUCUUAAAAAGCAGCAAGAGGAAUUGGAACAGAUGAGACUGCGUUACCUAGCUGCUGAGGAAAAAGAUACAGUAAAAACUGAGCAACAAGAAUUGUUGGAUAUAAGAAAUGAAUUGAACAGGUUAAGGCAACAGGAACAGAAACAGUACCAGGAUUCCAGAGAAAUUGCCAGUGGGAAAAUGGAUGGCCUGCGUGGCUCUGCAUUGGAAGAAGGGUUGGAUGAUUAUUUGACUCGCCUGAUAGAGGAAAGGGAUACUUUGAUGAGAACGGGUGUAUAUAAUCAUGAAGAUCAAAUAAUAAGUGAACUCAACCGACAGAUCAGGGAGGUUUUGGCUAAAAACAAUGCCAGUAAUUAAUAAUAUUUGGAAAAUCUUUACAGAGACUUCAGGUUUAAAUUUUUAAUUUUAUUGUAAAACUCAAAAAUGAAGAAAAAUGGGUAUUUUAAAUGCUAUUUUCAAUUUUUUAUAAGCAGAAUUUUGUAUUUCCCUGUAUAGUAUUUAUUUGAUUUUAUUUACUUUAUGCUACCUCUCCAGUGCUGGUUUUAUUCAUAAUUACAUUUUAUAUACUCCUUUUAAAAUUUCAGUGUUUCAGUUUGUAAUCUGAUGGCUAACUUUCGAAACAGCUUUUCACUAAGUUUGGUCUGGGAGAAAUGACAACAGUAAUUUCCAGUUAUACAGUUUUUCAUGUUGAGCCAAAAGAGUAUAUGUCGCACUUUAAUAAUAUUGUGUCUUGUUCCUUUUGAGUGUAAAUAUUAUAAAAGUUGAAACCAAUUAUACAUGUAGCUCAUUUAUGUAACUCAUGUUAGAUGACUUUUUUUCCCCUUAAUUUUUAAUAAUUUUCAAGUGACACGUUUGAAAAACAAAGUAGUAUCAAUACAGAGAAGCCAUAUGACAUAUUGGGUGACAAAUUAAUCAUUUGUUUAAAGUUAGCAUAUAUUAAACUUGUUUUAAGAACUAUUGAAUUUUCAAUUUUUCAAUAUAUUCUUGAUUUCUAAAAGCAUGAUUUAUUUACUUAAUGCUGUUUUUUUCCAUUAGCCUCCUGCUUAACACUGAAUUGUCUUUUGUUAAAAUUAGCGAUUUCUUUUUAUUUUCCGGUGAUAGAAAAACUAGCUGCUAAGCCCUCUGCAAUACUAUAUGGAAACUGACAAAAAAGAUUUAGCUGGGAAAAAAAGAAUGAAACAACUAUUUUUUACUCUAAUUUUAAUCAGCCUUUUUCAGAAGUACAUGAGAUUAAUAAGUCCUUGGGUUUAUGCAGUACCGUGUCUGUAUAAACUUGAAGCAUUCCUUUACAUCAUAUUCCUCAAAGCCAACAUUUGUCCUCAGCACAUUUGUCUACACACACACACACACACACACCCUUUAUGUAGUACUGAAAAAGAUUAUUACCAAAUUCACAAGCUUGGGUCUUAAAAUAGAUACAGUUUAAAAAUCUCAUUCCCAAAUGUAAGUAUAUACUUUAGGAAGUAUAUACUAAUUAUUAAUAAAGCAGAAUAAGUUACUUAGUAACAUUAAAUUAAUGUUCUGUUAUUUUUCAACAAAGUAUAUCUUGUUUGGGAAAUUAAAGUCCCUAUUUACAUUAUAUAUUUUUUCCUUUAUUAACAAAGUAUUAAUCCUCUUUAAAAAAAAACAGCAGUAAAUAACAGAGAAAGUAGUUACUGAAGGAGUAAUGAAUCAGUUAAUCAUAGCAGGAAUUUGAAAUAUUUAUUAAUUAUGGUUAUUUUCUCAUCCAUUUUUAUGCCACACAAAUGGAACAAAAGUAUUCUUUCUGAUUUGGAAGGUCUCCAUUCUGACAACCUUCAUUUGCAUUGUGUGAUGCCUGUAACUUUUCAAACACUAGAGGGGGCCUUAGAUUUAAAGAAAUAAGAACUUCUCAAAAGUGUAUGUGUGGUUUAUUUUGCCUUCUGUAAAUCAGUCUUUUGGCUAAUGCAAUUUAACAAAUAAAAUAAUUGUGUGUAUCUUUGA
Molecule: messenger RNA, 4690 nt
Organism: Heterocephalus glaber (naked mole-rat)
Lineage: Eukaryota; Metazoa; Chordata; Mammalia; Rodentia; Bathyergidae
Gene: Cep120
Product: centrosomal protein 120
Biological process (GO): positive regulation of centriole elongation; interkinetic nuclear migration
Cellular component (GO): centrosome
Source: RefSeq, a predicted model, not a curated record